AUGACAAACUCGAAAUUGACCGGCAGACAGCUCUACGACAAGCUUGGGCGUCCGAAAAAGGUGGUGGCACCGAUGGUGGACGGUUCCGAGCUUGCAUGGCGGAUGAUAUCCAGGAAGUACGGCGCAGACCUAUGCUACUCUCCCAUGCUUCAUUCUCGACUUUUUGCGACGGACGAAAAGUACCGCGAGAAGAUGUUUGGGCCGAUGGACGGCUCCGAAGUGGACAGGCCGCUGAUCGUGCAGUUCUGCGCAAACGACCCAGACUACCUUCUUCAGGCCGCCAGGCACGUUGAGGACAGAUGCGAUGCCGUGGACCUGAACCUGGGGUGUCCUCAGGGAAUCGCGCGCAAGGGCCACUACGGGUCCUUUCUGAUGGAGGACUGGGAUCUGAUCUCGAAACUUAUCAACACCCUGCACAGAAACCUCAAAAUCCCGGUCACAGCCAAAAUCAGGGUUUACGACGACUGGGAAAAGAGCCUCGCGUACGCGAAGAUGUGUUUGGACGCAGGCGCGCAGUUUCUAACUGUCCACGGGCGGACGCGUGAGAUGAAGGGCCAGAAGACCGGGUUCGCGAACUGGAAGCUCGUGAAGUACCUUAGAGACAACCUGCCUCCAGAGACCGUCUUCUUGAGCAACGGGAACAUUCUGUAUCCAGAAGACAUUGACCGAUGCGUGAGAGAGGUCGGCUGCGACGCAGUGAUGUCUGCGGAGGGCAACCUGUACAAUCCAGGCGUUUUCUGGACACAGACCGAGGACAUCGAGAAACAGUUCCCGCGAAUAGACCGGUUUGUGCGCGAGUACUAUGACGUGGUUGCUCGGUGCGAGGGGUCGGAGAGCCGUCGCUGUUUCAAGUCGCACUUGUUCAAGUCGCUGCGCAACUUUUUGAGCAUUCACACGGACGUUCGUGCCGAGGUGGCGAAACUGAGCAGAAACUCGUCGCUGGAGGAGCUUGAGACUGUUGUAAAGAUGAUAGAGGACGUGGUGGCGAAGAUAUAUGAGCAGGACAACAUUGCGGAGCUCGACCGGGUACGUGUUGGCGAGAUCGAGAACUGGGGCGGCCGCUACAGAGAGGUGCCGUACUGGCGGCUGCAGCCGUAUUUCCGGCGCGUGGACGGCAAGGACGGCAGGGAGGUGAUACAGGACAGCAUGAAGCGCGUGAUGGAGAGCGACGAGCGGGUCAAGAGACAGAAACAUGAUGACGGUAGAUAG
Messenger RNA from Ogataea haglerorum, 1209 nucleotides. RefSeq lists its product as uncharacterized. Gene Ontology annotation, molecular function: flavin adenine dinucleotide binding; tRNA dihydrouridine synthase activity. The record is from RefSeq and is a predicted model, not a curated record. Bases 1 to 1209 code for a protein of 402 amino acids. Lineage: Eukaryota; Fungi; Ascomycota; Pichiomycetes; Pichiales; Pichiaceae. Gene Ontology annotation, biological process: tRNA processing. The transcript has a single exon.